Fusarium proliferatum ET1 is the source of this 1497-nucleotide messenger RNA. RefSeq lists its product as uncharacterized. Gene Ontology annotation, biological process: ergosterol biosynthetic process. The record is from RefSeq and is a predicted model, not a curated record. Gene Ontology annotation, molecular function: flavin adenine dinucleotide binding; squalene monooxygenase activity. Lineage: Eukaryota; Fungi; Ascomycota; Sordariomycetes; Hypocreales; Nectriaceae. The transcript has a single exon. Bases 1 to 1497 code for a protein of 498 amino acids. Gene Ontology annotation, cellular component: membrane; endoplasmic reticulum.
AUGGCUUCAGUACUCACAUCAACCGAGUCGCAGACUCGCCGUCGCGAACAAUACCACGAGGCCGAUGUCGUCGUUGUAGGAGCUGGUGUAUUCGGCUGCACUAUCGCCUACGCUCUCGCAAACCAGGGCCGAUCCGUUCUCCUUCUCGAGCGAUGGCUAUCGGAGCCCGAUCGCAUCGUUGGCGAACUUCUCCAGCCUGGAGGUGUCGCCUCACUACAGAAAAUCGGCCUCGGUCACUGUCUCGAGGGCAUCGAUGCCAUGCCUUGCUACGGAUACACUGUCUUCUACCACGGCGAGAAGGUCCUCGUUCCUUACCCCGGUCUCGACGAUAGCGGCAAUGUCACACAUGCUUGGGGAGGUCACAGCACAGCGGAUAAGAGGCCGUCUGGAUGCAGUUUCCACCACGGCCGCUUUAUCACCAAGCUACGAGAGUCGUGCAUAAACCACAAGAACAUCACUGUCGUUGAGACAGAGGUUGUCAAGACGCUGCGCGGAGAGGUGUCGGACCAGAUUCUUGGUGUUGAGAGUCGAACAAAGAACAAGGAGACCGGUGUCAAAGAGAAGGAUUACUACUUUGGACAGUUGACUAUUAUCGCUGAUGGUUACGAUUCCAAGUGGCGCCAGGAGGUUCUCAGGACCAAGCCCAAGGUCUGCUCAAAGUUUUACGCUCUUGAACUCAUCGACUGCGAUCUCCCUGAACCUGGCCACGGCCAUGUCAUCAUUGGCAAUGCUUUCCCUAUCCUUCUCUACCAGAUCGGGACUCACGAGACCCGCGCUCUUAUCGAUGUGCCUCAAGGUAUCCCCGAAGCCUCGCCUGAGAAUGGCGGUGUUCGUGGAUAUAUCCGCAACUAUGUCCUUCCUGCGCUCCCUACCAGCAUCCGACCCUCAGCUGAGAAGGCUCUUGAGGAUGGCAAGAUCCCCCGAAGCAUGCCCAACAGCUGGCUUCCUCCCACGAAACAGCGCGCCAACGGAGCCAUUCUCCUGGGUGACGCUAUGAACAUGCGACAUCCUCUUACUGGCGGUGGUAUGACUGUCGCAUUCAACGAUGUUGUCAUCCUUGCCGAGGAGUUGCACCCCAGCAAGGUGUCUGAUCUUGCUGACAACAAGGCCAUCAACAAUGCGCUUGAUCAGCUUUACUGGAAGCGCAAGCCUUUGACUGGUAUCAUCAACGUUCUUGCUCAAGCUCUGUACUCCUUGUUCGCAGCCAACGACCGUCAGCUCCGUGCUCUGCAGUACGGAUGCUUCAAUUACUUCAAGCGCGGCUCAACUGACGGCCCCGUCGCUCUCUUGGCUGGUAUGCUCCAGCGGCCCUUCAUCCUCGCGUACCACUUCUUCUCCGUUGCAUUCCUUGCCAUCUGGCUCAACGCCUGCACCGUCAUUGGCUGCGGUAUCUUGGGCAUCUUCAAGGCUCCUCUCGCUAUCAUUGAUGCCGUCCUCAUCCUCUGGAAGGCAUGCAUUGUCUUCCUUCCCAUCAUGUACCGGGAGACAUUCCAGUAA